This is a messenger RNA of Ilex paraguariensis (yerba mate), 1793 nucleotides long. NCBI's taxonomy places the organism in Eukaryota, Viridiplantae, Streptophyta, Magnoliopsida, Aquifoliales, Aquifoliaceae. The record is from the annotation of a GenBank genome assembly.
AAGUCUAAACCCCCCAAACCCACGCAGACCAUCAUCAGUAUCCCCACCAGUCUCCACUGCCGAUGGCGCUGUGCUCUCACCGUCUCCGCCGUGCACUUUCUCUCUCCUCCUCUCUACUCCACCAACACCACAACCACAAACCCCUCUCUUCUCCCCACGCACUCUCCACCUCAUAUUGUCUCUCUUCCACCACCCAAUGCCCUAGCUUCACUCCCCCUCUGCUUGAGCAUCAUAUCCAAAACCUUUCGUUUCAAUCCAGACUAUUCAGGUCGUCUACGAUUUCAUUACGACGUCGAUACGAUGACGACAUCGAAGCGGACAAGAUUGGGCCCGAUACGAUUCUAUUCGAAGGAUGCGAUUACAAUCACUGGCUCAUAACCAUGGAUUUCCCAAAAGACCCUAGACCUUCACCGGAAGAGAUGGUCGAGACCUAUGUCCAAACCUGUGCCAAAGUCGUCGGAAGUGUGGAAGAGGCAAAAAAGAAAAUCUAUGCUUGUAGUACGACGACUUAUAAUGGGUUUCAGGUUGAAUGCUCUGAGGAAAUGUCUGAAAAGUUUAAAGAUUUACCUGGUGUCGUAUUCGUGUUACCUGAUUCCUACAUUGAUCCAGUAAAUAAAGAGUAUGGAGGGGACAAGUACAUUAAUGGAACAAUCAUCCCUAGGCCACCCCCUGUCCAAUAUGGGAGGCAAGGGGGAAGGUAUAAUGAUCGAAACAGAGAUUUCAAUCGACAAAACUGGCCAACAAAUUUUGUUCCACCACAGCAGAAUUAUGGUUCACCGAGGGCACCUCCACAGCAAAAUUAUGGUCCAGCAGGGGCACCUCCACAGCAGAAUUAUGGUCCACCAGGGGCACCUCCACAGCAGAAUUAUGGUCCAGCAGGGGCACCUCCACGGCAGAAUUAUGGUCCACCAGGGGCACCUCCACGGCAGAAUUACGGUCCACCAGGGGCACCUCCACGGCAGAAUUAUGGUCCUCUGGGGGCACAACAGAAUAUUCCUCCACAGCAGAACAAUGGUCUACCAGGGGCACAACAGAAUAAUCAACAUCAGCAGAAUUUCGGUCCACCGGCAGCACACCAGAAUUCUCCACUGCAGCAGAAUUAUGGUCCACCAGGAACAGGCGAAAGAAGAGAUCCAAUGCCUUCAUAUCAGCCAAAUUACAAUCAACGGGAGCAAGGAAAUUAUUAUCCCCAAGGACAACAGGAUUUCCCACCAGCAGAACAGAGAGGUUAUGUACCUCCUCAGCAGAGAGACUUCAGGGCAGACAAUCAGAGCUAUGCAGCUUCACAAGGUGGAAGUUACAAGCAAGGUGGAACCUUUGGGCUAGGAGUGGGUGAAGUUCAGGGGCAAGGGAUGGGUACUGGCUAUGGGCAGGGAGAAGAUCAAAGGUUCUCACAGGUGGAGCAGAGGAAUAACACUCAAGGGGAGCAAAGGAAUUAUGCAGCUAUGGGGAAUACAGGGACUGACCAAGGUCGAUACUGAGAAGAGUCGAGCAUUUCUUUGAGCUGAUGGAUAAGGGAUGCUGGAAAGCCAUUGAAGGUGACGAGAACACUCAAUAUCUUCAUCUAUGCUGGCGUGUGUCUGUGAGUUUGUUUGCUUGGAGAGAGACAGAGAGAGAGAGAGAGAGCUUUGUAGAACCAUUAUUGUGCCAAUGUUUCCGCCUGGUAAUUUUAUAUUGACUUGUCUAGGUAAAUAAUCCCCUUUUGUUUCUGAUUAUGCGAGUGGUGAAUCGGAAAUUUAUAAUCUCAGCAUUCGGGUCCUGAUGUUGCUGCUGCUGAAUUAUGCACCUCAGGG